Mugil cephalus (flathead mullet) is the source of this 4749-nucleotide messenger RNA. It is a transcript of the gene oxsr1b, whose product is annotated as oxidative stress responsive kinase 1b. Gene Ontology annotation, molecular function: ATP binding; protein serine/threonine kinase activity. Lineage: Eukaryota; Metazoa; Chordata; Actinopteri; Mugiliformes; Mugilidae. The record is from RefSeq and is a predicted model, not a curated record. Gene Ontology annotation, biological process: protein phosphorylation. The transcript is spliced from 19 exons. The coding region runs from base 292 to 1983 and encodes 563 amino acids.
UUCUUUCCUUGUGUUUUAGACUCGCCUUAUUGAGCUGAGCGGGACCCCGGCGUGUUACACACUCAAUAUGUCCGCCACGAAGGUCCACUUUCACUCAGUAGGAAUGCGGUAGGCGGGGCUGCUAGGCUAGUGUCAAACUUUGGGAAUGACAGGAGCGCUGCAGGAUUCGCAAAGAAGGGGAAGUGUCGCCCUGCUUGGCCCCGUUUGGAUUACUUUGACUUCUUUUUACGCACAGCCUUUGGAUUCACCACCCUUUCUACAGAUAGCACGGCCUCAGCAGAUCCCCCAGCCAUGUCGGAGGACCUGAGCUCCCAACCCUGGUCCAUCAACAAAGAUGAUUAUGAGCUACACGAGGUGAUUGGGAGUGGGGCCACAGCGGUGGUCCAGGCGGCCUACUGUUUACCACGGAAGGAGAAGGUGGCCAUCAAACGCAUCAACCUAGAGAAGUGCCAGACGAGUAUGGACGAACUUCUGAAAGAGAUUCAGGCCAUGAGCCAGUGCCACCACCCCAACAUCGUGUCUUACUACACCUCCUUCGUGGUGAAGGACGAGCUGUGGCUGGUUAUGAAGCUACUCAGCGGUGGCUCGGUGCUGGACGUGAUCAAACAUAUCAUCUCGAGAGGCGAGCACAAGACGGGCGUCCUGGACGAGGCCAGCAUAGCCACCGUGCUGAAGGAUGUCCUCGAGGGCCUGGAGUACCUGCACAAGAACGGACAGAUCCACAGAGAUCUUAAGGCUGGAAACAUUCUCCUCGGGGACGACGGUUCGGUGCAGAUUGCAGACUUCGGCGUCAGUGCCUUUCUAGCCACGGGCGGAGACAUCACUCGAAAUAAAGUGCGCAAGACGUUCGUGGGGACACCGUGCUGGAUGGCACCAGAGGUCAUGGAACAGGUGAGGGGCUAUGAUUUCAAAGCAGAUAUUUGGAGCUUUGGGAUAACGGCCAUUGAGCUCGCCACCGGAGCCGCACCUUAUCACAAAUACCCACCGAUGAAGGUCUUGAUGCUGACGCUGCAGAAUGACCCGCCGAGUCUGGAGACCGGCAUCACGGACAAGGAGAUGGUGAAGAAAUACGGCAAGUCGUUCAGGAAGAUGAUCUCACUGUGUCUACAGAAGGACCCGGAAAAAAGGCCAACCUCCUCAGAGUUGUUGAAGCAUAAAUUCUUUCAGAAAGCAAAGACUCACGAGUAUUUAAAUGAGAAGUUACUUCAGAGGGCGCCCACAAUAACGGAGAGGUCGAAAAAGGUACGUCGAGUCCCGGGCUCCAGCGGGCGGCUGCAUAAAACGGAGGACGGCGAGUGGGAGUGGAGCGACGACGAGCUGGACGAAGAGAGCGAAGAAGGAAAAGCAGCCGUUGCGGCCUUAAGGGAGCAGCAGGUGAAGCCUGUUAGCGCCCCCAGGCGACAAGUGCGCUUCUCCUACCCACUCGAGCUGCCUGCAUCCAGGUCACCCAGAGUGAAGGAGGGAUCGCAGAAUUCAGAGGUUUUCCAGACUCCUGAGCCUUUAACUAGCCACCUUCAGCCAAUGGCUGCAGGUCAGGCUGAACUACCUCAGGCUGCAGGCCAGGUUCCACUGCAGCCCACACCAGUCAACACUCAAUCCACUGCCCAGGCUGCGUCUCCAACACCAGGUGUACCUGCUCCUGCUGCUGCUGCUGCUGUCCCCCAGAUUCCAGCUGUACCAGGUGAUGUGAAGGCUCCCAUUAGUCUGGUUUUAAGGUUAAGAAAUUCAAAGAAGGAGCUGAAUGACAUCCGCUUUGAGUUUAUGCCAGGGAGAGACACAGCAGAUGGCGUGUCCCAGGAGCUGGUGUCAGCAGGCCUGGUGGACGGGAGGGACUUAGUAAUAGUUGCUGCAAAUUUGCAGAAAAUAGUUGAUGAGCCUCAAGCCAAUAAAAACGUCACUUUCAAACUGGCUUCUGGAAUCGAGGGAUCUGAAAUACCAGACGACGUCAAGUUGAUGGGCUUUGCUCAGCUCAGCAUUAGUUAAACUGUUGUUCUACCUGGGACCGUGACUUGCCUAAAAAAUGUGAAAAUUGAAAAAAAAAAAAACAACAAAAAAAACAAACAAAAAAAAUAAUAAUAGUUCAAUGCAUUUUUUUUUCUUUCCAUGGCUGUAAAGAAACCACUACUGCCAAAGAAAACAGUACCAUUGUGUCACCUGUAGGAUUAAACUGCGCCGCCGCCAGCAGCCGCCGCCGCGUUGAAUCGGGUGGUCAGCUGAAGUAUCAGAAGAGUACAGUGAAAAUGACUCGAAAAAAAAAAAGUUUACAGAGUACAUGUAGAAGGAUGCAAGUAUCCACAGCAAACCGUUGUUUUUUUGUUUUUUUUUUCCAUUCUCCCUCGUUCUGUUCUUUUUCUCUAAUAUGUGAUGCAUUUGCACAAUCUGAACUAACGCCCUUGAAUAAGUGUAACAAUGCCUUAUAUUCAUCAGAACUACUGAAUGCACGUUUUUUGGGGGGACGUCCCCAGUUACCGUUUGGAGCAUUAUGUUGUCUGACUAUGUUGCGCGAAUGUGGUUUCAUCAGAGGCAAACUUUUUAACUUUGGAGGAAGUAAUUAAGAGAUUCGCUCUGUUCUUUAUUCGUUAUCAUCGGCGAAUCUUAAGAUAAAAUUGAGCCUUAAAAAAUGUGGAAGUAAUGUGCGUUUUGUUUUCUAAAACAACUCGGCACUGUGAUUUGUUAACAUUAAAACCCAAGUAUUAUUAUGUAAGUAGAUAAAUAGAUGAGGCUGCCUUUACAUGGACACUAUGUAAAAUAACAUACAUAUAUAGAUCUUUUUUGACUUUUUUUUUAUUCCCCCCAGUUUUAUCAUUGAUACUGAAUUCAUUCUAUAAAAAUGACCAAUCUGGACCCCAAAUUUUUUAAUUUUAUUUAUUUAUUUAUUUUUUGAAAACAACAUUGGUUUCUGUCCCCUCUGGAAAUUUAUCGCCUGAUGUUUGCUCAGAAUUUCGGAUUAUCAUAAUUACACCACCACUAUCAGUUUGAUUAAAACUUAAACUUAUAUUCAGUUUCGUCUAUUAUUCCAAUUUUUAAGUGGAAUACUAGUGUCCGCGUAAAUGUAGCCUUGACCCAAAAUUAAUUUUCUCUGGUUUUGAAGGUACCGUAAUAAUUAAAAAUUCGCGUAGAAUGAAAUCAGGUGAUCCACGUAGAAAAUUUGCCUUUGCCUUCUGAGUAAAAGCUUUUCCUCUGCUGAAACCACACCUGUUGUAUGACCAGAUGUGUGUGUCUGUUGGUAUAUUGUUUGGAUAUGGUUUCUCAAAUUCUUAAAGGAGAAAAAAAAAAAAAAGAAAGAAAGAAAAGAGAAAAGACUUAAGUGCAUAUUUGUUUAUGUGGAUGAAAAGUAAGUACUUGAUUUAACCUCUAGUGUGUAAAUAAUGACAUUUGGCUUUGAUUUGUUUUUAUACCGGGUGUUUCACUCUUGGCCUUUAUUUUCUGUCUCAUGACGCGAUUUGUGGGUCGUGUCGCCACGUGAAGGAAGACGCUGCAAAUUCGGCUCAGAGCCCCCCCCCGUUUCAAAGGACGUGCCGUUGCUUGCUGCACGGUAUGAUCCUCGCUUACGCUUACCCGGCAGAUAAAUUUCAACUCAUUUGGUAGAUUUUUCCAGUGGAGCCACAGCUGUCCUGCUUUAACGCCUGGCCGCCAACAGCAGCAGAGGCAGCAUCGUCUCCAACUCUUAACCAAAACCAAAUGGAGGCUGUUUACAGCAGCUAGUUCUUCUAAUCCACAUCCCGAUACUCUCACAGCUGCUUUGUCGUCAUUUGUUUUUUUUUAAACAGCUACAUUUAUUUCUUUCUCCUUCAGUUUUGAAAAAAGCAGGUGUCCUUUCACACUCUUGUGCGUUGACGACACGGUUUUGAUGAUGAAUGUGCAUCUUUGCGGUUUUUGGCGCCGAUGCCAGCGGGAGCUUCGUUUUCGACACUCUGUAGACCUGAAAUGCCAGCGAGGUUUUUACCGUAUUAAUUUGGUGAUGUGAUGAUGUUAUAACCCUCCAGAGGCCAUAUUGAAUGAAACUGAAUGCAUUUCUGCUUGCCGAUAAAAACGUUAAGAGGAACUCUUUGUAUUUUGACUAGAAACAUGUUCAAUUUUACGCUUUUACGCCUUAAAUUGAAGACGACCAAGUGUAUUUCUUUGCCCCGACUCAUCCGUCGGGGUUUUCAUUCAGACUUUCAGUGUCUUUGAAAUGUGGUUCUUGUUACUUCUUGUUGAAGAUACCUGAAAUAAAGAUACACAGGCGUGUUGAUUUUGUCUUCUCGAGGUGGAGCGACGGCAAACGUCGGAAAACACAGUGUCACUCUUUAAGUUUCCAAACUGCAGUAUUUGGUGUCAUUCUCCUGAUGUGGUCUGCAGCCAACUGCUGACAAGUACAGGAUUGAGUGCGUACGAGCUCUAUGAGAGAGAUGCGUGUGUGUGUGUGUGUUGCAUAGAUUGGGUCCUGCUUCUGAAUAAGUUGAAGAUCUAAUUCCUUCGUUCUCAUCCUUUCCUCCAGCAGUCUCCUCUGUCCUGUUUACACACAGUCUAACAACUAAAACUGUAGCGAACUGAGCAGAUGACCGGCAGAAACUCUUGUGUCCAGGCAAUAACUCAUCAAGGCUGUAACAUAUUUGAAUUUUCCACCUGUUUUCAGUAUUUCUUUCUUCAUUCUAUCAUUUGCUCUAUUUUAUUUUAUUUUAUUUUAUUUUAUUUUUUGAUCGUUUUGGAGUUCAAAAGCAUGUUUCCCUUGAUUAUUUUUAAUCAAUAAAGAAUGAGCAUACCAGA